This is a messenger RNA of Medicago truncatula (barrel medic), 627 nucleotides long. RefSeq lists its product as uncharacterized. The transcript has a single exon. The record is from RefSeq and is a predicted model, not a curated record. NCBI's taxonomy places the organism in Eukaryota, Viridiplantae, Streptophyta, Magnoliopsida, Fabales, Fabaceae. Bases 55 to 486 code for a protein of 143 amino acids.
UGUUUGUUGUUCAUACACUACACCAAUCCUUUUUCUUUUUCACAUUACUCAUCAAUGUCAUCCCACACACAUUUUAUCAUCACCACCACAAUUAUGAUAACUGCCAUACUCGCCGGAGUCUCCACCGCCAGAGACCUCCGUCCCUCCGAUCACGGCCUCAGCUUCCAAUCCCCACCGCCAGCAAAUUCUCCACCGGACAUGAAAUCCUUCUUCAACACCAACUCCAGCUCAUCCUCCUCUUCUUCCUCCUACGACGCGUAUCGGAAUGUCCCUGAUUCCCUCCCGCCGGCAUAUUGGAGCACCACCGGGAACGGCAGAGGAAAGCUGAGAAAAGCUUUAGUAAUGGCGAGCUUGGUUUGUGGAAUCACAGGUGGCGUUUUAUUAGUGGUUUCUAUUUUGCUUUGUUUGUUUAAUAAGCAUAGAAGAAAAAAUUCAGAACGAAACGAUUCAUUUCGUGAUGAAGAUAAUUAUAAUUUUAAUAAGUGAGAAAUUCGUGAGUUUUUUUUAUUUUAAGGUUGUUGUGUUUUUAUUUAUUUAUGUAAAGGUGAAAAGUCGAGGGUCAUUGUGUAAAUUCAUUGAUUACUACUACUAAUACUAAUACAUACUUCUUUGUAUAUUUUAUUAUAU